AUGGGCCCACGGAAACGGUCGAAGCCAAAUCCCAAGGCUCCAGCCGAUAUCACCGACCCCCGCCCUCCGAACGAUCCAGAUGUCAGUAAUGAAGCUACACCAGAGCUAACACCAAAAGGAAGCGAGUUACUACAGGAUACAUCGUCGAACAAAUCCCUUGUCGAAAAGCCCUCAACCUCCGAGUCGGCUGGACGCACCCCGAGCAAGAACGAGAGUCGGAAAUGGCUGGGCGGGGGUGGCAGCUGGCGGUCGAAGGCCCCGCCCAUAGUAGGGAGCUCCAAAGAAAGUAUUGGCAUUGGAGUUGCGGGAGGAGUGCCUUCACAGCUCCCGGAUGAACAUGCAAAGAAAUCGCAGCCGCAAUCACCCGCCAAGUUUCUAUCGAAACGGAAGUCGAGCAAGGGCGACGCGAUUCCCGCUUCCAUGACCCUAAUGAACAUAUCCUCCGACGGCACCAUAGACCAGGGAGAAGCGGUUGAGCCAAAUUCGCCAACAGGGCCCACUGAACCACCUCCACCAGUCGUUGAUGAACCGCCCUUGCCGCCAGAUCCUCCAAAGCAACCAAAAGCAGAGCCGACAGGCACGUUCGGCUGGCGAGGCUGGUGGUCCAGACCCGAUGGGUACUCAGAUCCAACGAAGAAACAAGGUACAGAGGAAGCGCAGAAAACACCAUUACCAGUACCUACCCCUUCAGAGGUCGAUGAUAGCGGAAAGGAGCUGAGAGAUAGCGCGGCCAUGGCCCAAGCGAAGGAUCCGGACACUGAAAUGAAAGAGGCGUCUGCCAUAACUUCAGCUGAAACAGAGAACAGCCCUAUGAAAGAUGCGCCUGCGGUCGCUCCUCCGGACGCACCGAAGCCGGCGCCAAGUUCAUCCUGGUUCUGGCUAUGGAGUACAACCCAGAAUGCUCAGGCGCGCCCGAAACCGGCCGUUGACGACAACCAAGAGCCAGCCGAGACGAAUACCACUCCCACUGCCUUAACGGAGUCUGAAGGAGCGACGCAGGCAGAGUCAGUUGCACAUGCCCCAGCUCCUGUCGAAGACAAUAUGCCCACGCCGCAGCAAGCCCCAAAGCCGUCCGGAUGGGCAUUCUGGUUCAGCUCAAAGCCGAAGACUGACGGUGCCCCUUCGGGCGGGUCGUCAAGUAAACAAGUCGGCGAAGUAGCGGUCUUCAACACACCAUCUCAAUCGCGUCCUGAAGCUGCGCAAUUCAACGAAGAACAACAACCGCAGGAAGAGCCUCCAAUAGAGCCUUCGAAACCAGCGAGCGGGACUUCACUGGCUAAGCGCUCUAUCAGGUCACUCCGUGGCCGCCCUAAGGCAAAGGAAACCUCUAAAGAUGCCCAAGUAGAACCCGCACCCUCUGGCAAGACCACCACUCCCGGGAAGCCAUCACCGGCACAGCAUUUAGCACAGGCUGAGACUGCCCAACCAUCUCCUCCGCCAGCCAAGGACGCGAAGAAGGACAAACAGGCCCCUCCCAACCUACUUCUACCAGAGUUCAAGAAUACAUACCACUUGGUCCAGAAACCAACGUAUUGGCAGCAAAUACGGAAGUACUUCCUCGGGGACGAACCGCCUAUGCCACAUCUUCACAUCAACCCCUCUCCUCCGAAGAUAAGGAAGGCCGUUGCAAUUGGUGUACAUGGUUUCUUUCCAGCGCCCAUUGUCCAGCGUGUGCUCGGCCAGCCGACGGGCACAUCUAUACGCUUUGCAACUGCCGCACGGCAAGCGAUUGAAGACUGGACUCAGGCGCAGGGCUACUCCGCGGAAAUUGAACAGAUUGCCCUAGAAGGAGAAGGCUUCGUUUCUGAGCGUGUCAAUACGUUAUGGAAGCUUCUACUGAAUUGGGUCGAGCACAUCAGAGCCGCAGACUUCAUCAUGGUCGCGUGCCACUCGCAGGGAGUACCUGUGGCCAUCAUGCUCGUCGCUAAGUUGAUUCAAUUCGGUUGCGUGAAUGCGGCAAGGAUAGGGGUCUGUGCCAUGGCAGGUGUAAAUCUAGGGCCGUUCAUCGAGUACAAGACCAAGUACUUUGGUCCUACCGCUGCGGAGCUAUUCGAAUUUUCCAACCCCAAGAGCUUGGUGAGUCAAAUGUACCUCGCAGCUCUUGAUGAGGUGCUACGCCACGGAGUCCGAAUCCUUUACGUCGGCAGCAUAGACGACCAGCUCGUCUCCUUAGAGUCCUCCACCUUCUCUACCAUCUCCCACCCCUACAUCUACCGCGCCGUCUUCGUCGACGGCCGCAUCCACGCCCCCGACUUCCUCACCCAUCUCGUCGGCUUCGCCCUCAAGCUCCGCAACCUCGGCCUACCAGACCACGGCCUCAUCCGCGAACUCUCUCCCGCUCUCGCAGGCUCGCUGUACGGCGGCGAAGGCCACUCCCGCCUCUACGACGAGCAGCGCGUCUACCAGCUCGCCGUGCAGCACGCACUCGAGACGACCAAUCUGCCGAUCCAUUCGACGCAUCACCAGCAGCAGCAGGGUCGGCGACCGUCGACCUCGGCGUCGAUAGCGACCUUCAAGGGCAUCCAUAUCCCCGUCCCCGGCGCGAAGCCCGACGCCAAGGAUCCGUAUGCUCUGCGUGUGAAGGACUACGAUGCCGUGGGGUCGGGGAACCAGAAUCCGUUUUUCCUGCCCUGGGCGAUGAGGGGUUUGCUGGAGGAGGAGUUUGUGAAGAAGGAGCUGGGGGAGGAGGUGGAGGAGUUGCUGGGGUUGUUUGAGGAUUGGAGGCCGCAGGGGAAGCAGUUGAAGGAUGUCAAGUUUAGGCUUGAGGCGGUCAAGAGUAGGCUCUAG
Westerdykella ornata is the source of this 2787-nucleotide messenger RNA. RefSeq lists its product as uncharacterized. The transcript is spliced from 2 exons. NCBI's taxonomy places the organism in Eukaryota, Fungi, Ascomycota, Dothideomycetes, Pleosporales, Sporormiaceae. The coding region runs from base 1 to 2787 and encodes 928 amino acids. The record is from RefSeq and is a predicted model, not a curated record.